Molecule: messenger RNA, 1886 nt
Organism: Rhagoletis pomonella (apple maggot)
Lineage: Eukaryota; Metazoa; Arthropoda; Insecta; Diptera; Tephritidae
Product: eye-specific diacylglycerol kinase-like
Exons: 2
Coding region: 1-423 (140 amino acids)
Molecular function (GO): protein binding
Source: RefSeq, a predicted model, not a curated record
AUGCAAUUAAAUCUUUUGCAGUUACGUGCACUACAUGAACAAGGAUACUCACUACAAUCAGUAAACAAAAACGGACAGACAGCACUGCAUUUCGCCUGCAAAUACGACCACAAAGACAUUGUCAGAUAUAUAAUAUCGUGCGCUUCACGGCGUCUGAUCAACUUGGCAGACAAGGAUAGGGGACAAACAGCUCUGCAUGUUGCUGCCGAAAACAAUCGUCGCGACCUUUGUGUGAUGCUGGUGGCUGCGGGUGCCAAUCUACAGGCAAGCGACCUUUGCGGCAAUACACCCAUGAUGGUGGCCUUCAAUAAGGAUUUCACAGAGAUUGCAACAUAUUUGGAAAGUAAGAUGCUUUGUGCUACAAUACACACAACAACAACUAUUGCUAAAAGACGCAACAAAAUACAACAGCAAAAACCGUAAAUAAGCAGCUAAACGAUUAGCCGUGUCAGGCAGCUAGAAAUUAAAACCCUCCCUCCCCACUUCCUCCUCCUUGACUAGAAGUCUAAAAAAACAAUUGGUGAUGCAGUACUUUGUGCAAAAAAGAACAGUGAAAAAAGAGACCCAAAAAAUGCCACUGGUUUUAAUUUUAAGCUUUGCAUUAAACUUAAUUUAUUUGUAUGUAAAUGUAUGUAGGUGUAGGUAUUUAAGUAACUCUCUUGGUUGUUGUUAUUUUAAGUUGUGACUUUCAUUUAUUGUCCUUGAGUUUUUAAUUAUCAAAUUUGAGCGAUUUAUUUUUUAAUAGUGUAGGCUAAUUUAUGUUUGGUUACUGCUCGUUUCCGACUUCCUUUCAAUAGGGGUCUUCUCGAAGUCUCGGAAAAGACCUUGCAGGGUGUACGGAUUGCAUGUUAAAAACCGGUUUUCCUAUGGGACAGCAGUGCAAACCGUGCAAUCCGUGCAAGAGCUUUUCAAGACUUAUACGUGAAUAACUGGAAAAUGCUUUUUUAUAGAACUUUAACUUUUAGUGAAAUUAUUUAUAUUAUAAUUUUUACGACAUUAAAUUAAAUUAAUUUGAAUUAUUAUAAAUUGUUUAUCCUACCAACGCAUUCAAAUUACAAAACUGCACUUAAAAAAAACAAAAAAAAAAAAUCGAAAAAUUUACGUGGCAACCACACAUUCCAUAAAAUUAAGGCCAAGAGCGUUUUCUCUCAAUGCAGAGACAGUCGCGAAAUUGAAGCGGAGCAAGUCUGAGAUGGAAACGCCCCAACAAAAGAUAAGCAAAUAGAAAUUAGUAUAAUUUAAAUUUAGGAGACAUAUACCUAUGAUAUUUAGUACAUACGUACAUGCAUAAAUAAGUAUUAAAGUAAAAAAAAAACUAUUAACUCAUGCAAUAUGAAACUAUGGGUACUUCUAAAUGACGGCUACGAUGAUGUCAGAACAAAAGGGUUUGACAAUUUAUAAUAUUACAGAUGAAUUUUAACUCUACUUGCAACGACAUAAUAGAGAGUUCUCAUGAAAACCCGCAUAGCAGACAGUUCAUGCAAUCAAAUUAAUUUAAUUAUUAUACUUAAUUAUCUCUAAAAAAUAAGCGAUUUAUACUCACUACAACUAAUGAAUAAAUAUUUCCUUAAGCAGCAAUCAGCAAGUAGUUUACAAAUCACCAUUGGGCUAGAAUAUAUAUAUAUAUAUAUGUAUUUAAACUUAAUACCAUUUUAAAUAAGAUUUAAUGCUAAAAAAAGAGUAAAAAUUAUAAACUUACUGCUAAAAAUGUUCAAAGAAAAUAAACAUAAUACAAUUUUCGAAAUUAAACCUAUAAAUUAAAAAUACACUAGCGUUGCAAAUAUUCGAAAAAGAAAAUCAUCACUUAAGAAUUGUCAACGUUAAACGCCUAAAACGGAACUUCAGGAGCGUGAGAUUCAUUUGUGAUAUGGCAUCAAAUAUGUAUG